AUGAAUAGCAAAGAGCCAAUCUUGCCCCACCCUGCUCUGGACUAUGUGAUCCCUAAUGCUGAAGAACAUCAGACGCUACUGAAAGCCAUGCGUAAAGCCUGUGGCUGGGACGUUGCCAAUGUCCCGAAGUGGUUUGUCCAACAGGCUGAGGGCACGCGUGUGAUGUGCAUCUUCUACGUCCCUGGAACGAACACGGCUGUCGGGAUGGGUGGUGUUGAAAUGAAGGAUUUCGAUCGUCAGGAUAAGGACGUUGCAGAUCUCGAGACCAAGCGUGGAUGUGUCGUGUCCUUGUUCCUGUACAAGAACUACCGUGGCAAGGGCUAUCUCGGUCGCAUGCUCGAGGUCCUAGAAGACAUAGCCCGGCAGAAGGAACUUGAGACUUUGACGAUCUAUGGGCUGAGCAAGGCAGGAGGGUAUGAGAAGUUCGGAUACAAGACGUUCAAGAUCGAGCCUAGGAACUAUGGAGGCGAGAAUAAUUGGGAGACAAGGUUCUUGGCAAAGUCACUUUAA
This is a messenger RNA of Gamsiella multidivaricata, 510 nucleotides long. RefSeq lists its product as uncharacterized. The record is from RefSeq and is a predicted model, not a curated record. The transcript is spliced from 2 exons. NCBI's taxonomy places the organism in Eukaryota, Fungi, Mortierellomycota, Mortierellomycetes, Mortierellales, Mortierellaceae. Bases 1 to 510 code for a protein of 169 amino acids. Gene Ontology annotation, molecular function: acyltransferase activity, transferring groups other than amino-acyl groups.